Messenger RNA from Ordospora pajunii, 573 nucleotides. RefSeq lists its product as uncharacterized. Lineage: Eukaryota; Fungi; Microsporidia; Ordosporidae. Bases 1 to 573 code for a protein of 190 amino acids. The record is from RefSeq and is a predicted model, not a curated record. Gene Ontology annotation, molecular function: phosphoprotein phosphatase activity. The transcript has a single exon.
AUGAAUGCUGGUAAGUAUUUGAUUGUUUUUGAUAUAAAUGGGACGUUGAUAAAGAAAUGUCGUAAAGGCAAAAGUGAGCCAAAGGAGUAUGAGCAGAAGGGAAGAAUGCCUGACAAAGUAACAAGCAAGUUUAUUUUGUAUGAAAGGCCUCUACUUGGCGUUCUUUUGAAAUUUUUGAAGACGCAUGAAGUGAGUUAUAUUUUGUGGACUACGGGAAUGGAGGCCAAUGCAAAGGUUCUUGUGGAUUAUCUUGAGAGUCUAGGAUUUGACGAACAUAUUGGCUGGUAUUCUCAGAUUGAUUGUAAGGCAGGGAAAUGCAAGGUUGACUCAGAUGCGAAUCUUUGGAUAAAGGAUCUUGAUAUGGUUGCAAGGAAUCAUGGGUUUGAUGUUGAGCGGUGCAUUCUUGUUGACGACAGCGUGGACAAGUCUAUCUAUGACCAGAAUCUGAUAUGCUGCAAGGAGUAUAAUCCUGGAGAGGACGAUGAUGGGAUAUUUGAGAUAUGCAGGCAUUUGGAUGAUUUUCUUGGGUGCACUGAGGAGUGCAUUGUGAAGAAGAUCCAGAAGGCUGCAUGA